GGCGGCUCUACUUAAGCAGCGCGCGGGCCGCCACCCGGCACUCCCCUGGAGCGCGCGGGCGAGGCGGGAGGAGUGCAGCGGGGCUCGCGGGGGCGCACGGAGGCGCGCUCGCAUUGUGCACUCGGCUCCGCGCGGCUCUCGGCGGCAGCGGUGGGCCGGGGCGCAGGGCUGAGCGAGCGUCCGAGAAAGGCGGCGGCGGCGGCUCCGGCGCGCGGCCCGGCUCUCGCUCACUGCCCUAGCCCGGCCACCUCUUGGCCAUGGCUCUGGCGGACAGCACUCGUGGACUACCCAACGGGGGUGGUGGCGGCGGCGGCAGCGGCUCCUCGUCGUCCUCGGCUGAGCCGCCGCUCUAUCCCGACAUCGUGGAGCUGAACGUGGGGGGCCAGGUGUAUGUGACCAGGCGCUGCACGGUGGUGUCGGUUCCCGACUCGUUGCUCUGGCGCAUGUUCACGCAGCAGCAGCCGCAGGAGCUGGCCCGGGACAGCAAAGGCCGCUUCUUUCUAGACCGAGACGGCUUCCUCUUCCGCUACAUCUUGGAUUACCUGCGGGACUUGCAGCUCGUGCUGCCUGACUACUUCCCCGAGCGCAGCCGGCUGCAGCGCGAAGCCGAGUACUUCGAGCUGCCGGAGCUCGUGCGCCGCCUCGGGGAGCCCCAGCAGCCCGGCCCCGGGCCGCCGCCGCCGCACUCGCGGCGCGGGGUGCAGAAGGAGGGCUCGCUGGGCGACGAGCUGCUGCCGCUCGGCUACGCGGAGCCUGAGCAGCAGGAGGGCGCCUCGGCUGGGGCGCCGUCGCCCACCCUGGAGGUGGCUAGCCGCAGCCCGUCGGGGGGCGCGGCGGGCCCGCUGCUCACGCCGUCCCAGUCGUUGGACGGCAGCCGACGCUCGGGCUACAUCACCAUCGGCUACCGCGGCUCCUACACCAUCGGGCGGGACGCGCAGGCGGACGCCAAGUUCCGGCGAGUGGCGCGCAUCACCGUGUGCGGCAAGACGUCGCUGGCCAAGGAGGUGUUCGGGGACACCCUGAACGAGAGCCGGGACCCCGACCGGCCUCCGGAGCGCUACACCUCGCGCUAUUACCUCAAGUUCAACUUCCUGGAGCAGGCCUUCGACAAGCUGUCCGAGUCGGGCUUCCACAUGGUGGCGUGCAGUUCCACGGGCACCUGCGCCUUCGCCAGCAGCACCGACCAGAACGAGGACAAGAUCUGGACCAGCUACACCGAGUACGUCUUCUGCAGGGAGUGAACUCCCCACACCCUCUUGCGACUCCAGCGCGCGCAUUCCCUCUCUUUCUUGCCCGGGAGAGGGCUAUAGAUUUCCCCUCCCACCCCACGUUCUCCCAUUCCCCUGUUCCCCACCUGCAGUAGACCCACUGACCCCUCACUUUAGAACCUGCAGCCACAGGUCCUCUCGGCUUCUUCGUCUUCUCUGGACCCCACUAGAAGAGAGAGCCCAGACGUACCUCUCCACCCCAUGCUUCCUCUGCCCCCGGCCUCAAAUCACCCCUCCCCCGGAUUGUCCUUCAGUCUGGAUGUAGUGGGGCAGUGUGGCUACAAAGUCACCGAGUACCUGGGAAUGACUGAAUUGUUCCGAACCCAACUGGACCCUGUCCAGUGUAUAGAAGAUUCCUUGAAAUCUUCUCAAGCCCUGAUGACUCAUUCGCGGUUUAAGAGAUAGAAUUGGUAGCAGUGUCUGCGAAUAGUUUUGAAAGGUCAUUUAUUACGCAGUCUUUUGACCCUCUUUAAAGGUGAAGUUUUAGAAGGCUGAAUGGAAGACUCCAGAGCUGGAAUUAGGAUCCCGCGGAGGCUGUUCAGGGACUAUAAAUGAAUAAAGUUUUGAAAAGUUACAGGUAGAAGUAGGAGAAGAAUCUGGUGAUGGCAUAAUGAAGGAGCGUUUGGUUUCCGUGCAAAUUUAAAGGUCUUCGCCUGUGGUUUAAACUUGUAGAAAGUUCCCCUCCUGCCUGAAGAGGCACCCUUUCUCCUGGGCUCACCGCCAGAAGCCCUUGGUUCGACUGCUUGGCAUGGCAGCCGUUAUUGACAAGAGGGGGAAAGAGAGAAUGACGGCUCAGGUCGCCGAGCAUUGCAGGAGGUCACCUGGCUGUGACUGUAAACGGAGCUGGGUAGUAAUGCACGUCGUGGGUAUUAAGAAAACCUGUAUUAUUGCAGUGACUGUCAGUAGGACCUUAGCUCUUAAGCC
Messenger RNA from Balaenoptera ricei (Rice's whale), 2192 nucleotides. It is a transcript of the gene KCTD12, whose product is annotated as potassium channel tetramerization domain containing 12. Gene Ontology annotation, molecular function: protein binding. The coding region runs from base 258 to 1241 and encodes 327 amino acids. Gene Ontology annotation, biological process: protein homooligomerization; regulation of G protein-coupled receptor signaling pathway. The record is from RefSeq and is a predicted model, not a curated record. Lineage: Eukaryota; Metazoa; Chordata; Mammalia; Artiodactyla; Balaenopteridae. Gene Ontology annotation, cellular component: postsynaptic membrane; presynaptic membrane. The transcript has a single exon.